UCGUGUUAUGCACUGCCUUAAACCUUUAAAACGGCCGACUUAUUUAUGUAUUUUGUCCGCUAACCAAAAUACAAAAUUAAAAAGCAUUCUGUUAAAACGACAGAGGACCAUCAUUUGUAUGUAGGGACAUAAAAAUGACAUUUUGUUUUAGUUUAGUUUAGUUUUGUUCAAACUUCCGUCUUAUCCAGAGAAUAUGAAGAAUAUAAAAUGGCACAAGACCGCCAACCUUUUUUAACUCAGGGAUCAAACUGAAUUUUCACCCUCUGCCUUAUUUGAUCAAAUAAAUGGUGGCUCAACAACUAAAAAAACAUAUUUCCGCAACUGAACCAGCCUGACUUCCUUCGACGUUUUUAUCGUUUCUUACUGCAAUAGGUGCAUGAUUAAGCAUAAACAAUGACUGCACCUCAAACAAAUGGUUCAGUUUUAAGUGAGCUUUUAAGGACGCAUGACUUGUGCAUAGCUUGCUCACUGUGUUCCCAAAAGGAAAAUGACAUUACUUAUUCUGUAAAGAAAGUUAAUCACCACUGCAAGCACGAGGUGCUCCUGGUCCGACAGAAAGGCAAUGGAAGCAAGUGGAAACACCUAUCGCGCCGGCCACAGUUUCCUAACCCAUCUAGGUAUUUCAAGUGCUGGUUUUAUACCGUCGGCACUGGGUGUGCAAAACACCAAAACCGAUGCACGUUUGCCAGAUGCGAAGAAGAAGCCACUGUGUGGACUUUUCAAAAAAUCCACAACUUGCAGUAUAAUGCUUUGAUGAAGCUACUCAUGGAAAAGCAACCGCCUACUGGUCCAAAAGCCAGCAGCAAACAACUCAGCUCUUCGGAAAAAAUCCUCAUCGAAUUUGCUGGUGAAUUCCAGGAGCUUUGCAAUCCCUGCUUCUACAGUAGCCCCCAGCAAAUCGCAGCUAAAGCAUUGCACAGGAAUCCGACUUGCACAUCCACAAUGAAACAUACCUGGAAACCACUGUUGGUCCACGCCAACACAGAAGGAAGCAAUAAGAAGGUGUAUAAUGAGAUCCGACCUCCGCCUCCUCUUACCAAUCUUGCCUACUGCAGAUAUGUCACCAAGGGUGUCCCGUGCUGGCAUGGAUCUUCACGUUGCUGCUAUGCUCAUAGUGAAGUUGAAAUGAGUGUUUGGAAGGCGGAGGUUGAAGGAGAGUUGAACCGCAGUGACUUGCUGAUGCACUCGAGGAAGAAGGAGACUCCAGUGCCACCAGCACCCCAGGUUCAGCUCUACUGCAAGGCCUGCUUGCUGACCUUCUCCUCUCAGGAGAGCUUCAUUAACCACUGCUUCUCCCUGGAACACGCUGGGAUGAUCAGCGAGGACACCGCGAUGGAGUGGAAGUACCGAGCGCCGCCCCAGCGCCGCAUCCAAGAGAUGCUGCUUUGUGACAGGCCUGAUACCUGCGAAUAUGGAGAGAACUGCGUCUGUGCCCACUCAGUGGAAGAGAUGCAGGAGUGGAUCAUGAGGGCCAGGGAGGCCCACAAGAAAAGAAAAGCUGUGGAGCAGUAUGGCUUACUCUCCUACCAGGACAGGUUACUGGAGGAGUACAGAACCUGCUGCAGUGAGGUUCUCAUUAUGUCACAGCAAAUAGAGGGUGUGUCCAUCACAUGUGACAAGGAACUGAUGGUUCAGUGUGAGGAGAGACAAGCACAGCUGAAGUGGAGCUUUAAGGUUCAAUCUGAGAGACUGCUGGUGCAUGUUGCAUUGCUGAAACAAGAACCUGGGGCCACAUUUACUCUGACUCAAGAUGGCUCACCAAAGGUCCGCUCUUACGCAGAAGGUAAAAGGUUCUCUACGUCAGACCGGACCUUUCUGAUUGAAAUCUUCUUUGAAUCUGUCAACUCUGGGAUCUACGAACAGUGGGUUGUCUUCGACUUUGACAUGAGACCAGUUGUGGUCCAGAAGAUUAAGGUGAGAGUUGGUCAGCAGAAUUUUGUCCAGCCAGACAUGUGCUUGGAAGGGAAGGAGUCCGGUUUUGCAGAUCUGGAGCGCUGGAACAGUGGAAACCGAAUAAUCGUCCCCUGCUUUGAGAAGAGAGAGGCAGAGCAACAACUCCUGAAAAAGUACAAAGCUCCAGUGCUGACCCUGCAGUACAAACAGAGGACAGGGGAGAAGACUCCCAUCACACAAAUGAACUACAAGGAGCAAAUGCACAGCUUCCUCAACCGAGAAGAACAGGCAGAAGAGGAGGUGCUUUCCAAACUCAGUCAGAAAGUGACCAUCUCAACGACUGACAUGCUGGAUGGUCCUCUUUCUGGGAUGAAGAUCGCACCUCCUGGAGACCUCUUUGCAAAGGUCCCUGUGGCUUACGCAUUGACCCCCGACACUAAUGAGGGGUAUCUGCUGAAGAAAGCAGUCCAGCUAGCUCUUUUAGCUCCCAAUCCUCAGGUGAACAACAAGGUAUAUGAAACCACAAUCCUCCGGGACGCCAAUGAUGAGAAAAACAUCUACCUCCAGUUGUCCAAAAGGUGCUGUUCAGAUCUUGACUUUCAGAAAGACAAGGAAUAUGACGUGGAGGUGCAGUUUCAGAUGGAUCGUCUCCGAUCGUUCUGCACUUGGCAUCUGGCUGUAGACCUCCUUCCAGAGGUGAAGAUAGUGCUGCCAGACUUCGCUGCAUGUUCUGUUCCUGUGUCCGGUGGAACAUUUCCCAAAGGCAAUGCAAAGCAGCAAACAGCCAUUUCCUUCAUUGUUGGGGACAGAACUGGACCAGUUGCGCCAUUGCUGAUUUAUGGACCAUUUGGGACAGGGAAAACCUUCACACUGGCAAAUGCAGCUAUGGAAACCGUGCGGCAACCAGUCACCAGAGUACUGAUCUGCACUCAUACAAACAGUGCAGCAGAUUUGUAUGUGAAGGAACAUCUUCACCACUAUGUCUCUGCCGGACACCCUGAGGCAGUACCUCUAAGAAUAAAAUCUGAAACACUUCCUUUAAACUCCACUGAUGCCAUCACACUGCAGUACUGUCACCUCUCUGAAGAUGGACGUUCAUUCACCUUCCCAGACAGGGCGACGUUGGAUUCCCAUAGGAUCAUAAUAACAACCACCAUGAUGGCCAAGCAUUUCCAUGACCUAAAGCUCCCACGAGGAUACUUCACCCAUAUCCUGAUCGACGAAGCUUCACAGAUGCUCGAGUGUGCUGCUAUAAUGCCCCUCAGUCUUGCCACUAGCACUACAAGGGUUGUGCUUGCUGGGGAUCACAUGCAGAUGACGCCAAAGCUCUUUUCGGUUGGGGGCAGCCAGUGCUCUGACUAUACUUUGCUGAAUCGCCUGUUCCACUUCUACCAGAAAGAAAAGCACGAAGUAGCUAAAAAAAGCAGAAUCAUCUUCAAUGAAAACUAUCGUUCCACUAAAGGCAUCAUUGAUUUUGUGUCCACUCAUUUUUAUAUUAAGGGGGAUACCAUCAAAGCAAGUGGGAAUGUCCCCCCUCAUCCUCGCUUCCACUCGCUGAUGUUCUACGAUGUCCAUGGGACCUGCACUCCCGACCCAUCGACGAUGUCCUGGUUCAAUAUCGAGGAGAUUAAUCAAGUAGCAGAAACAGUGCAGGGCCUGCUUAAAGACUGGCCUACUGAAUGGGGAAAUCCUGAACAAAGGACAAUUUGUGUUGUUUCUGAUGGGGCCCAGGUAAUCCUUAUAAGGAAAGAACUGAGAAAUAGGAACUUGGGCAAAGUGACAGUGGAGAAUUUAGCAAAUAUACAAGGGAAGCAGUUUAGGGUAAUUGUGAUCACGACUGUUCAAACACGGGAGAGCUUGCUUACCUCAAACUCAGACAAUCUGGAGUUUUUCAAUGAAGCCCAAGUGUUAAACACUGCCAUGACCAGAGCCCAGUCUCAGGUUAUUGUGGUUGGGGAUGCUGCAGGACUCUGCUGCUUUGGAAACUGUAGUAAGAUCUGGAAGAGCUACAUUAAGCAGUGUGUUAAUGAAGGAACAGCUUAUCCAGAGUAUCUUACCAUGGAUUCCAUCGAUCGAGCUGUUGUAGAAUUUACCAAAUUUAUCAAGACCGAAGGAGAAGAUGACAGCGAUACAGAAUCGUUUACUUCAGAGUUUAACGACAACGUUGAUGACCCUAUAUUACAAGAGCUUUUGGAUGAAACCAAGAACAUGACUGUGACUGUCACAGACGAAGGACUAUUGGAUAUUUUUCAUAAUAGUGAAAAUGAAAGAUCCUCUCAGGAGCAAGACUUCUACCAAGAGCAUGACUCACCGAAGCAAAGAGAAGAUUUGUAUACUGAUUUCCCAGAACCUACAUUAAAUUUAUAUUUGCAAAUGCAACCAAAUAUCUAUAAACUUUGUGAACUAGUAAUGGAAAAGUUCGACUCAGGCUACGGCCGACCCUUUAACGAGCCUAUGAUGCAGAUCAGAAUCAAAGGCAGAAAGAAUAUUGGCAUGUCGUUUCCAGGAGACCACGUGGUCGUACAAAUAUUUACAUCCCCUGAAAAUGAAAGUGCUGCUCCCAGUGGAAAAGUCGUGGGGGUACUCAAGAAGGCUGACUCUCCCAGGGUUUUUGUCUGUACCAUUGACAGUUAUGAUCGUCAGGUGAUGACACCUAUGAACAACUGUGUCACCAAAAUAUACACUCCAUGUUGCAAGAACAAUCGGAAUUCACUUCCAAUACGUAAGUUUGUCAAAAACAGAUGGGACAUAGUUAGGUUUGAAAAAAUGAACGAAGAGUCAAAGAGGAAGAACCUUUACGUUGUUCAGGUUUUGGAGUGGCGGAAGCAAUUUUAUUACCCCUUAGGGGUUGUGACAGAAGUCCUACCUAUAGGAAUGUCUUUGGAAGAAGGAUUGAAAACAUUGAAUCUGGAAUACCAACUGAGCACAAAUCGCUCUCAGCAAGUCUUUGAUGAGCUGGAAAAGUCAAACGAAUUACAGCUAAAUGGUGAAAAAAGGAAAGACUUUCGCAAGUAUCCAACAUUUACCAUUGACCCAAAGAAUUCCAAAGAUCUUGAUGAUGCUGUUAGUGUUAGAGAUUUAGAUGACAUGUAUGAAAUUGGGAUUCACAUUGCAGACGUAGCAAGUUUUGUUGCAAAAGACAGUGCCUUAGACAAAGAUGCCAAAAAACGUGGAGUUACUUACUAUGCCCCAGACAGGGAGCCUUUUCACAUGCUCCCUAAAGAGCUAAGUACAGACCUGCUUAGCCUCUUGCCCAACAAAGAUCGCAGGACCAUAUCUUUAUUGGUCCUGGUGGAAAAGGGGACUGACAGAGUUGUGAAAGGUACAUUCACAGUUUGUUUGAUAAAUUCAGACAGAGCAUUUUCUUACGAGGAGGCGGAAGACAUCAUCAGAACACAGCAGAAUGAGUUCAGGUUUGACUCAUUAGAAAGUUGCCUUGCUGUUGCUUAUCACUUUUCACAAAUUCACAGAAAGCACAGGCUUUUGGGUGACUUGCACUAUGAGCAGCCGGAUGAAGACAUUUCCCCUGGGAAAAGGAAGUCCCAUCAGAUGGUGCAGGAACUUAUGAUCAUGUUCAACAGUUUUGUCGCGCUGUACCUUGUGAAAAAAGAUAUAUCAAAGGAUUGCACCCCCCUGAGAUGUCAGAGUUGUCCAGACCGUCAGCUAGUCAGCCAGCUGAAGAGCAAAUAUAGAAGCCUAAUACCUUUGUCUGUCCACCUUACCUACCGCAUGGGUAGGUGCCAAAGUGGGAAUGACUUUGAGGACUCAUUCCAGCAACAGGAGCAAUCGGCAACUAACAACACAUUCUCUAUACUGACCUCUGUAUGGAAGGACCUGGCAUCCGCAGCUGAAGACAGAGACAUUUCCAAGAUGAUUGACCUGAUUUCUACUGAUGACUUUCAUCCACAAUUGCUUCCCGUAGUUUCAGAGUUCAGGAGACUGCUUGGCAAGUCAUACACUAUUCGCUCCAACUCAUCACCCCAGUCAAACGUUGGCCAUUAUUCCUUGCAGCUCGAAUCAUACACCUGGGCCUCGUCUCCCAUUCGUCGAUACUUAGACAUAAUUGUACAGCGUCAACUUCAUGCAGCUCUCUACCAGACAACAGUUCAGUACUCGAUUCAAGAAAUGGAUCUGCUGUGCAUGGAGUUUACACAAAAGAGUGGGAAGGGAUCAGCAUACGAAAAGAAAGCUCACAUGCUGAGUCUCGCCUCAAAGCUGAAAAAACAAGGCAUGCAAAAGCUUGCAUUUGUGCUUAUUGUUCAACCUAAGGGGGAUGGUUUCAGGGUCUCUUUUCCUUUUAAUAAACAUACAUUACCAGAUUCACACUUUAUAAACUACAGGCAUCUGCAGUUAGUGGACCAACCGUUGUUUGAUGAGGAGAUGAAGUGUAUGAUUCUGAAAUGGAGACGAAGAGUGUAUUCCAUGGAAACCUCCAAGACCAACAUCGAGCUAAGAGGACCACAGUGUAAUCCGUACACCACCCCUGUACAGAUAGAUACGUGGCAGCAAAUUGUGGCAGCAUUAAGGAAAGAAGAUUGGGACAGAGUAACUGAAAUCUUCAGCAACAUGUUUCCAGUUGAGAGUAGUAGUGACCAAACUGCAAAAUUAGUGAUGGAUCGCAAGCCUAUCCAGAAAAAUGUCAGCCAAACUGUAGAGUCCUCGUCCACCCAGAAGAAGGCCUGGAAGAGCACUGAUGGAAGAUCUGGGAAUUUCUUCAAGGGUAAAACUAACUUUGAUCACUAUGUUAAUCUUACCCUAAAUCUCAAGGCUGGGGAUACUUUGCAAGUGCAAAUGACUACAGAUAUAAAUCGUGGGUUACUGGUGCCAGCCGUGCAGCUACUGAACAUACAUCCAAAAUUUGAGGUGUGUUUAGACCAUGCAAAGAAUCCUGUCGUCUGUUUUUCCAAGUAUGCGGUACGUGCGUCAAAGAAGAGAUACACCAAUGUGCAAGAAUAUCAGAAGAUCUGGAAACCAUUGUGUGAAAUGGAAUCAGCCUCAAGCGCUGUGGCAGAAAACGAUAGCAUAAUCAUUGAAGAUAUGAGUCUAACGUGGAUAAAGGAGAAAGGUGGAAAGCAGAAUGGCACUUUUUACCUACCCGUGGAAUACAAAAAGGAAUGGUCUAUUGAAUGUGAUCUCAGCAAAUGCUUUUUAUGUAUUCGAUGCAGAGGUAUGAAACAAAGCUGGAAAACUGAAGAUUUGAAAGGAGCUCCUUACUGCUCAGAACAUGUGGAUCCCAACAACUUUACAUGGGUAGCUCACGGAAUAACUACCAACAAGCUGGACCAAUCUGAGAUGAAGAACCCUCCCCCUAUAAAAGUGCAAUUCUACAUCAAUCAUAUGUCAAUGGAGAAUACCCCAGUGUGUGUUUUUCAAGCAGACACACAGUUCACUGUGGAGCUGAUCCCAAAACUUCUACCUGACGCACGCAAGGAAGAUGCCAUCGCCAGCCUUAUAGGAGCCAAUGAACUUGUAAAGAACAUUGCAGUUGGACACACAGUCCCUCCUCAGGCUUCAAGAUCUGCAAUUUCAAAACUCAGGACUUUCAUCAUUCAGGGUCUUGGGCUCCCACAAAUGAAUGAAAGUCAAAACAAUGCAAUAAGACAGGCCCUUAAAAAUUCUUUCACGCUAAUCCAGGGCCCACCAGGAACUGGGAAGACCGUGGUUGGAGUUCACAUUGUUUAUUGGUUCCAUAAGAUGAAUUUAGAGGCGAACAAUUCCAAAAAAACAAGAAAGACGAAUGAAGCUGAAGAGACAAAGAAAACGUGCAUCCUUUACUGUGGGCCUUCCAACAAAUCUGUUGAUGUUGUUGCUGAGUAUCUGCUGAAGUUUACAGAGACCUUGCGGCCUCUCAGGGUGUACAGUGAGCAGAUGGAGAUGAUUGAGUUCCCAUACCCUGGCAGCAUCUUACAGCUCUCCCGCAAAUCCACCAGGGAGGGGAAACCAAAGGCAGAGCUCAGGUCCAUAACCCUCCAUCACAAAAUCCGAACGAGUCAAAAUCCAUUCUCAACUCUAAUCCUAAACUUUGAUGCAAGAAUUCGAAGAGAAGAGGACCUCACAGAUGAAGAAGUUGAACAGUACAAACAUGCACUGAUUAAAGCCCGACGGUAUGAACUGGCAAAGCAUGAUGUCAUCCUUUGCACCUGCACUGCAGCUGCCAGUCCCAGCUUGAAACUCAACGUGAACCCCAGGGAGAUUCUGAUUGACGAGUGCGCCAUGGCAACCGAGCCAGAAGCCCUCAUACCUCUUGUCAGCUAUAAACCUGAAAAGAUUGUUUUGAUAGGUGACCAUAAGCAGCUACGCCCUGUUGUACAAAAUGAACUACUUCGGAAACUGGGCAUGGAAAAAUCCCUGUUUGAACGCUAUAUGGACCAGGCUGUGAUGCUUGAUACACAGUACCGUAUGCAUGAAGAGAUUUGUGCCUUUCCUUCAAUGGAGUUUUAUAAGGGCCGCCUGAAGACGGAUGUUAUUCGCCCGACGAGUGUCCUGCAUGCAGAAUGGAAAAGGUGCACCCCAAUACUUUUUGGCCAUGUCGUAGGAGAAGAAGUCAGCUUGGUGGUUUCUUCUGAAAAGGGGAAUGAAAACUCCAAGGCAAACCUGGAGGAAGCUGAAAUGGCUGUCCGCGUAGCAAAGCUGCUGAUCAAUGUUUCCAAAGUGAGACCUGAAACCAUUGCUAUUCUUACCCCUUACAAUGCCCAGGUGUCUGAAAUUCAGAAGUUGCUACUGAAGAGUGAGAUUCAAAACGUAGCAGUGAGCACCAUCAUGAAGAGCCAAGGAAGCGAGUGGCGCUAUGUGAUUCUUUCCACUGUGCGCUCUCUUCUCUGUUCAAAGAUUGAAACGGAGCCCACCAAGUCAUGGAUCAUGAAAAACUUGGGAUUCGUUACUGAUCCCAACCAAGUCAACGUGGGGAUAACAAGAGCGCAGGAAGGACUCUGCAUCAUAGGGAACCGGAAUUUGUUACACUGCAGUCCCUUGUGGAAGAAGCUACUGAAACAUUUCACGGCUAAGAACUGCGUAGUAAAUGCAAAAGAUAUUACCGUACAGAAGCCACGAGCACGCUAACCAACUCCUGCUGCACUAGCAGAGGCUGAGACAAUAGACUCAUUGAACAUACUAGCUUAUUGGAUCCUGCCUCUCGGGGGACACUAGCAGCGUCACAGUACAGCCUGCGACACCGGGAGUGCUUGGUCUCAAAGUGUAUUUCUUUCAAACAAGGAAAAUUGUAUUUAAUCUUUUCCUGUGGGGAAUAAUGCCAAAUUUAUCUGAUACAAUUUCCAGCACUUCAAGUGGCCUAAGGUUUUUUUUUAUUUAUUUUGAAAGCAGGUAAAAAUUGAUUGCAAGUGCUGUGGCCAUUGCCACCAUUUUGAUAUCCUGUCUGGUUGUGUUGUCUACAGUGACAGAGUUUCUUAUUCUGACUGUAGUUGGCGCAUGUAAUGAAUGCUGCCUAGAGUAUGCUCCUGGGAGCUCCUUGCGUUGUGAUUGGAUGUGAACUCUCAGAAGCUGAUAUUGAACCUCACAUCCAAACAAACUGACCAAAGCACUACUUUCACUUUUAAUCUACUUCAGAUAAUGAAACCAGCAAUAAUUCAGAGUGAUCUGUCUCUACAGUGAAGUUUGCAACCACUUCUCUGUCUCAGAAGUAACUAUUGCACUGAAUAUAUGUGCUCUGAAGGUAUAAUAAAAUACUGGAAUCACUUUGGUCCUUAUAUAAAAUUAAAUGUUUUUAUUUUCGCAUUUAUGGCAGUUUUACUCGAUUACAUUCCUAUUUUUAAUGCAAAUUCGUAUGACAAUUUAUAAUACAGGUGUUUUAUCAAAUAUUUCAUAGUACUCUUUAUUAUGGCUUUUAAUGUAUUUUUUUUUUUUUACACAGCGUUACUAUUUUUAUAUUUAAGAACUUUUUAAACGGGUUUUAAAUUAUGAAUGUCAAAAAUAUGUUUUUGUUUAAUUUAAAUAUGUAAAUCUUAACUGUAUGGGGUCAUUGUGAUGUCUUUCCAAAAAAAUAUACUGUUAGCUGGGACAGGUCUUGAUAGAUCAUAGGUGUUGUAAUUCUGUAGUUAAAGAAAACCCAGUUCUUAGUUAAUGAUUUAUACUUUAUACUUUUAAAUCUAAACUGGAAUAAAAUGAAACACUUUCCAGUUGCUGGUAUUCACAAGUUUAGAGUAACAAAUUGAUCGCUCGAUACGUACCCGCCCUUAGAGAGACACAAGUGUUUUAUAUCUUUGAAUAAAAUUGUAUUUUUAUAAGUAUGUAUCAUCGCUGAUAAAACCAUUUCUGUUUUAUGUACAUGUCAGGCAUUUGCCAGUUUUUAGUGAAAUGUAUUUGGUCAGUUCUUACUGUUCAGUUUUCUAUCAAAUUAGAGCUGACAAAAAAAAAAACAUUUGAAUGACAAUCCCAUUUUCAGCAUGUGAUCAUAAUUAUUAUUUAUGUGUUUAUUGUUAUUUAACUAAUGUGUGGGAAAUGAAGUCUAUACGCUGCUAUGCUGUCACUAUUUAUAUAAAAAUAAACACACAUUUGAUUGAUGAACUUGGAAAUGACUGUCACCCUGUAAUGUGUACAGGGUGAACACCCCAUCUAUAGUGAAUCUGGAAGGGGGAGUGUAAAUGCACACUGUGCAAUGUUCACUGAUUCAGGAAUAAAACCUAUACAUUAGUCACAUAAAUACUGUCAGUACCAUGGCACCUUAUUCAAAAAACUUUAAGGACUGUUUUAAGGAUGUUUUUAAGGACUGUUUUCUGAAGAGUGUUUAUAAACAUUCUCUUAGUUAAACAGCGCUUUGUAAACCAAGAAUUUCUGUAAAACAGUUUCAAAGGUUUUAUAAACAGCAAACUGGAUUGAAUAAAUCAAAAUGAGUUUUAAAAAAACAGUAACAUUCUGUAAAACUUUAUUAUGUAAUUUUUGCACAAUUAUUGUAUUAUUAUUAUUAUUAUUUUCUUCCAAAACUUAAUAUUUUUAUUGUUUGUGUUUUGUUGUGUAUGUAGGUUUUUGUAUUGAAACUUGAUCGUUGGUAAAUGUCUGUUCUAUAAGGUGAGGCCAUUUGAAUGUGAAAGUCAGUAUGAGAGACAAAUACAGACAUGCUGCAGGGAAUUCAACUGCUGUAUGUUGUAUUUUACUUUUGUAUUGCAUUUUUUUGUGUUUACAUAAAUAUCAGAUUGGUUAAUAAAA
This is a messenger RNA of Acipenser ruthenus (sterlet), 11052 nucleotides long. Its product is annotated as helicase with zinc finger domain 2-like. The transcript is spliced from 20 exons. Gene Ontology annotation, molecular function: RNA nuclease activity; 5'-3' DNA helicase activity; RNA binding. The record is from RefSeq and is a predicted model, not a curated record. Bases 394 to 8952 code for a protein of 2852 amino acids. Lineage: Eukaryota; Metazoa; Chordata; Actinopteri; Acipenseriformes; Acipenseridae.